Cephus cinctus (wheat stem sawfly) is the source of this 7422-nucleotide messenger RNA. RefSeq names its product ecdysone-induced protein 78C (gene Eip78C). The record is from RefSeq and is a predicted model, not a curated record. Lineage: Eukaryota; Metazoa; Arthropoda; Insecta; Hymenoptera; Cephidae. The coding region runs from base 1885 to 3414 and encodes 509 amino acids. Gene Ontology annotation, biological process: regulation of DNA-templated transcription. The transcript is spliced from 7 exons. Gene Ontology annotation, molecular function: zinc ion binding; nuclear receptor activity; sequence-specific DNA binding.
AGCGCCGGCUUUACUUACCUCACAGGUAAGACAGCUCGCGCAACCAGCAUUCAGCAGCAGCAGCAGCAGCGCUCGCGCGAGUCGCUCGCCGGGAAACGCUCUCCGACGCGUUGACAAGCACGUGAUCGCCGACACCACGUUGCCACCAGAGCAUCGUUUCAAAUAAUACGUUAAUCAAUCGGUUCCAGAAGAAUCGGGCGAACCGACGACUUUUUUCACGGAGUGCGACGAGUUUCAGUUCAUCGAGGUGCUGGAACGUCUUUGAAGUUUGACAUACCCGCAAGGAAACUCUUUACAGAAUCAUACACGUACCUUUGAGCCAAUUUUUCGUUUCUUUUUGUACGUUGACGGCAGAAACGAAGGGGAUCGUCGGAUCGGCCGAUGCUCGUUUAAUUAAUAAAUUAUGGACCGACGGACUUGACCGUGACUUUCAUUGUUGUAUUUGAUAAUCGAGGAUAUAUCGCUGGUUGAAAAAUUACGAAGAUUAAGGGAAUUCUCAACAACGAGGAUCAUUAUCUACUGCAAGGAUUUUUAAAGGAGGGACUUCUGUGUUGAGACUUAAAAUUGCUCUAUGAACUUUAUAUUUGUAAACGUCAAGUUUUAACGGCCGCUACCGGAUCGACGCGGAACUUGACGAGAGGAGGCGUUAAAGUUUUGGAGGCGUUUGGAGGAACGUUGAGGUGGAAAAAUAUUGUUUUUUUUUGUGGUUGUUUUUUUUUUAUUUUUAUAUCCGACAGGAGUGACAGUGUUUGGCUAGAGUGACGUUGACUGUGUGCAAAAGUUCUGAGACUGCGAGAUAUUAACUGAAAGUUUGUUAAAGUGUUAAGAAGAUGACGUAACCUUAUUUAAUAUCUUUAAACGGUUACAGUUUCUUUUCAAUUCAAUUGUUGUGCUUUGUUGUACCGCAUUCGGUUCGCAAUACCACAGAGACUUUGGAUCCGCCUCAAAAUCGUAUUGUAGCUACCAGCUGGACCGCGGAAGAAAGACCGAAGGUGAAAUUGAAAAUCAUGUGCUCGCAGGGGAAAUAUGCUCGAGUUCUUGAGAGCGAGGAAUCGCGCGAAAAGCAAAAAGGAUGCCGGACCCAGUGAUACUCCGUACGAAGGGCAGCUAUGACUUAACCGAGAAAAAGAAUACAUCAUUAGGAGAACGAAGGCUUCUCACGAGAUCCAAAAUAAUGGGUUGAAUGUCCGACUCGUGCGAUGCAUUGUCGAUUGUGCCGUCCUGCGUUUGUUCAGGGACAAAUGACAGGAUAAAGUUCUAUCGAACAAGAAAGGAAAAGAAACAAGAACAAGAGAAAAAAAGCGACAAAGGCGAAUUGCGGCGCCAGCCGCAGUUUUUUCAAAAUACAACGAUCUUUUGGCAUUUUUUUUUUAGUUUAUAAAAAACCAAUAACGACUUGUGACGGUAAGACGUAUUCGAUUGCGAUUGGUUGUUUUUGCUAAUUACCUUCGAACGAAAAUAUCUAUAUAGAUGGAAAUUGGAAAAAAAAAAUUUUCGUUUUCAUCGAAAAGCUGACGGCCUGGUGUCGAGCCACUCGUGUCCAUAGAGAGUAUGAGCACAUGAAGGGGGUGGUGCGAUUUGAAAAUUGUGAAAAUCCAAAAUCCAAAAUAUACGUAUGUGCAUGAUUGCACGUGGCACGUGAGCGGACAAUGAUUGAAAGUUGCUGUAGGGAACAGAUAGUCGUCGAAAAGUAAUAGAGGAAAAGUUUGGCCGAAGAGAAAGAGCUGGAACGCGCAGCUGGCAAUUUGUUGGCUGAGUUCAGGCAAGAAUAUCAAGAGUGUUUGCGGUGCCGAACGAGAGUCGGUUUUUAUCGUGAUGGUAUUUUCGGAAUAAUAGUGCCGCGCGAAUGGUGAGGAAGUUUCAGGGGAAUUUGCAUUUCGUACAAUGGAUGUUUUCAAAAUCGAUCAGUCGCUGACUGCGGGACUGGGUAGCGCACCCGCGCCGGAUACCCUUACGCCGGAAGUGUCCUUCGAUGCCGGGAGUGAAUUUAAUUUGAGCUUUUUCGACGCUCCGGAGGAGAACAGUACCCAGGGAUUCAGCGACCCAGGAUCCGUAGGUAGUGCGAGUGCAUCGCCACCCCCAGGAACACCCGGAAAUCAUCCGGUAAAUCCCCCGAACGCCCCACUACCGAUUGUCCAGGUGCCAUCGAGUAUCGUCAUUAAACAAGAGCAACACUACGUGGCUGCGGACUCGAAUAGUUCGACUCCGGCAAAAAGCUUUGUUCCGUGUAAGGUUUGCGGAGAUAAGGCGAGUGGUUAUCAUUACGGAGUCACCAGCUGCGAGGGUUGUAAGGGUUUCUUCAGACGAAGUAUUCAGAAGCAGAUCGAGUACCGGUGCUUGAGGGACGGCAAGUGUCUCGUGAUAAGAUUGAAUCGAAAUCGUUGUCAGUAUUGCAGAUUUAAGAAGUGCCUAGCAGUCGGCAUGUCCAGGGAUUCUGUACGAUAUGGUCGCGUGCCAAAACGUUCGCGAGAAAGGAGCACGGAGGAUGCGGUAGCCACUACGACCGGUGUUCAGCAAUUAACAUCGAACAGCAAUUCGCAAGCUCAAAACACGGUACCACGAGUUCCUCCUGGUGUAGUCGAAGCCGAUCAGUCGGACGCCGAUGGUAAACAUCAAGCUGUCUACGACGUCAUUCUUUCCGUCUCUCAAGCACAUCAUGCGCAUUGCGGGUUCACCAACGAGUUAACCAGGGGUCUCGUUCGAAAGCCUAUGAUUAUGCCGCCUGCAAGUCCCGAAGAUCCUGAAGCAGCAUCAUCAACAGCUGAGACCGUUGAAUCGCAGAAGAUUUGGCUGUGGCAGCAAUUUGCAGCGAGGGUAACUCCCUCAGUGCAGAGGGUGGUAGAAUUUGCGAAGAGAGUACCCGGUUUUUGCGACCUUUCCCAGGACGAUCAGCUGAUCCUUAUAAAAGUUGGAUUCUUCGAGAUCUGGCUAACACACAUUUCCAAAAUGACAACUGACACGUCGAUGACUUUCGAGGACGGCACUUAUAUCACAAGACAGCAAAUGGAGGUUAUGUACGAGCCUGAUUUUGUCUCUGCGAUAAUGCAAUUCACCGCCUCGCUGAAUGCUCAUCAGCUGAGCGACACCGAGCUUGGAUUGUUUUCCGGCGCUGUCCUCCUCGGCGAGCGUCCUGGACUGAACGACGUAAAAGCCGUGCAAACACUUCAAGACUGUCUUCUGGAAGCCCUAAGAAUUCAAGCUGCCCGUAGUCACUCGUCCUCUGGAGACGCUGCUGCAGUCGGUAGUUGUUCAGGCGUGGCUACUGUCUCACAAAGGAUACCUGAACUGCGCGCUCUUGGGGCAAGACACGUCAAUCUCCUUGAUUGGUUUAGAAGAAACUGGACGAAGCUCAAGCUACCCCCACUCUUCGCUGAGAUCUUCGACAUUCCCAAAUGCGAGGAAGACCUGCAAUGAAGAACAAGUACCUAUUCUUAUUGUCUGCCGGCGACUGCACGACUGCAGUCAAAAUCGUCAUACUGUUUUUUUAUAUCUUUAUUCUACUCGAUCGAGACUCGCUGCGGAAAGGACCCCGGGAAGGACAGUGAAACAAGAAGAAACAUAACCAUCCUUCUCGUCGUAACGUGAGAAUAACGACUCGUUGUGAGAUUAAUUUCGUAAGUAGAAUCACAUACUAACCUAUGUUCUCUAAAUCGUUCGUUUGCUCAAUGAAGAAUUGGACGCUGCUAAGGGAAUUGUCUAUCGUAAAAUAUAUUCUCGGAAUACAUAUAUUCAUAAUUGACCGUCGUAUCACGAGAUCCUUCCAAGGGAAUCCUUGAGCUCAUUGAAGAUUAUCCGCUGUACAAUGUGUUUUUCUUAAAUCUGAAAAAUGAUCGGCGAGGAUCGAUCGCCGUUUUUGUUUAUCGACGAAGUACAAGUGAAUUAUCGUAAACGGGCUAUAGAAUGGAAUGUAGGACAACGCAAACAAGACAAGUGAUUAAAUAAAUCUUUAAGAACGUGAUGAGGCGCCGAUAUGCUUCUUGUGGAUUCUAAAUGAAAUUAAACUAAAACGACUAUCGACGCAAUACUUUUUUUUUUUUUUAAUACCUUCGCGAAGACACUCGAUCGCUUCUGAAUGCGAAUUGAAUGACGAUAUUAAAAUUUUGCUCAAACUGGUUGCUAUCGAUUCUCGCCGAACUAUGUACGAGAGAUCUAUCGAUCAUGUAUCCUUUGACACGUUCGAAGGUCUGAAGCAAUAUAUGUCUUUUUAUUAUCAAACUGUAUUAAAUACUCAGCAACGGUAUGGUUUUCGUAACUGUGUACCAACGAAAUCGAUCCUCGUUUAAUCGAUUGGGACACGCACAAAGUCACAAACUCAAAGCUCACAACUAGACGCUUCAUCGUCACUCUAAACAGUCCAGCUGUCCUACUGAUGUUUCAAUGAAGUGUGUAUGACAUUAGAGAAAUCUUAAAGUAACACGUGGCGCGAUAGGUAAACGAAUAAGAAAACUGAUAAGUACCGUAAAGAAGGAUAUAUAUAUAACUAUAAAGAAACAAAAAUGUUAUAUAUAUAUAUAUGGUAUACAUAUAUAUAACUUAUAUGUAUAUCAACACAUACGCCUUAAGACUUAAGAAAUUCUUUUAGAGCGUACCUCCUUAGACGCAUGCGAUAUGAAUCUCGAUCUAUGCAAUCUAUUUUUAUUACUCGACAUAGAAUAGCGAAUUACAUUAGAAUUCACUGCCUUUACGCAGGGUUUCACGUGGAAUCGAGUUGGAUCUUCUCAAUGCCACUUUGUCCAUGGUUCAUCGUGUUUAUGUAUUUUCAUCGAAAAUUUAAUUCAUCAAUUGACAUAUCGCUCGUUGAGCCAGACGCGCUUGUCAGGAAGUUGUGAUCGAUCAUUCGUCAUUAGAAAUCUUAAAAUCCAAGUGAUAUUCUUAGUAUUACCGUAACGUGUACUUUUGAUGCCACUGUUAAGGUCAGAGUGACGUAUUGACACCCGAGCUUGAGGUUAUGUACGGUUUAUGGAUUAAUGCUUUUUACAACCUCUCAUGGCAUAACUUGUCGGUUAAUCGAAAUUAUUAUAUGAUAAAAUAUGACAGGUAGGAAAAUUGAAAUGGAAAAAUUUUUGUUGAAUUUUGUGGUAAAUCAAUAUCAGUGUCUAAAUGCGAUUCCAAUAAAAUCCUGAAGUAAGCGCAGCCAUCUAUUAAAGCUCUGAACUCUAACGACUAAUAACUCUCUGACAAUGACUAGAUUAAUUAAUGCGUAAUAAUUACUAUUCACCAUGAAAUUAUCAUUACUCGUAGAGUGAAAAUUAAUGUUAACUAGCAUUGUAAUUACUUAUUAGCGAUGGUACCAUUUAUUAUCUUCACGAUAUAAAACAUUUCAAUUUUAAGCGCUCACAUCAAGUUGUGAAUAAACAUAUCAUACCUAACUAAUAUAUUGAAGAAAAAAGAUAUUACAUUUUAUUAUAAUAUAUUCGUUAUUGAGAAAAAUCGUUGAUCCGAACUGGUGGAAGAGAUUGUGAAAUGUUAGCUCAUUUUAUAUUCCGCCAGUAUAAGAUUUGUGCGUCAAGUAACUCAAAUUUGAUGAAUUAGCGGGAACAUUAUUACGUGGGUUUCGUAGACAUUGUGAAAAGAGUAAAAAAAAAAUAAUAAAAAAUAAAAAAUUGUAUCUUCUUUCAAAAUCUCUAGUCUUGACGUUUCUUUGAGUUAUCGCGUUAUUCGAUUGUUCGUGAAUCUUAAGUAAAAUUAACAAAACGGCCAAAUAUAUUUAAAUAUCGUAAACGAAAAAGAAAAAAAGAAAAUAAAGAAAAAGAACUCUUUAACGCUUAGCCCUUUUUGCAAUCUAUCGUUUCUCGUUCGUUUCAAUUGGGAAUUUUGGACAUGGUGCUAUAUCUAUGUGUAAAGAGACACGCCGGGAAUUGUUGAAUACUUAUUAUAUACGUAAUGGAUACUUACGUUAGAAAAUGCGAUAUAGACGGGUGAAUAAAAUAAGUAUCCGUGCUCGUACCCUUUCCCGGCAGAUGAACUUGUAAUUUAUUAUUUCCGUUUAAUAUUAAUUACACACGUAGAUUACAAAUAAGUUAACGUUCACUGCGUAUGGUAUAAAUACUAUGUAAUUUAUAAACGAGAUGAUUUAAAAGUUAACAGCUGAAAAGCCAAGCGGGGAAUUGUUUUUUAAAUAUAUAUUACAAAACGACUGCUCUAUACUGCUAAAGUACAAAUGUUUCAUUUAAUUACUUUAUAAAUGAUCGAUUCGUUAGUGGUUAGUUAUACAGUUGUCGUAUAUAUUUAUUUGUAAUUUUAUAGUGUUAACGCUAUGCAGCGCACAGAAUAAUUGCUCAUAGCACUUUGCUUCGGACAUUCUGUACUUAAUUAAUAUUGUUCUUUUUUGUUUUUACUUUUCAUCCCUUCCCCUCAAUACAGUCUGAUAUCCGUUUUCUUAUUGACAACGCGUUCCCCGUUAAUCUGCAAAAUUUUAAUAUAUUUCUUUAUUAAAAAGCAACUUUUAAGGCGACAAUAAUUAAUGUUUUCUUGUUCAUACUUUUGUUUUUCAUAAUCUGUAAAUAUUUUCAUUGUUUCACGUUUAGAUAUGUUUUUUGUUUGUCUCUUUCACCGUCGUACCGAAUCAUUUUUUUAUAUUUUUUUAUUAGCUAUAAAGUACCGAAUUUUUGUUCAGAUAUUAAAUGUAGUCUUUCUGAUUUUGAAUUUUCUGAAAAAAAAAAAAUGUAUCGAUGACGAUGCACGAUUUAUUCAAUUUUUUGACUCCUGCAUAAAUUCUAUAAGAAUACUUUAUUUGCUAUAUAUUUUCGUAAUUAAGAACUAUAACUGAAAAUGGUUAUGCAAUUUAUUUUUUGUAUGGCUGGAAAGUAAAUUGAACUGUGCAGCUGAAAAGCCGAUUUGGUUACUUAAAUAUGAUAGAAAAUUUGUAGUCGAAUGUACUUUUGCCACGAGCCUAAUCGUUAUUCUGUGUAUUGCAAUUUCACGAUGACUGGUUAAGAAAUGAAGGUAUAAUUUAUUUUGUGAGUUUCGCAAUAAGAAAUUUUAUAUUGUUAAAAAAAAAAGCGGAGAACGAAUUACACAAUAAUUUUGUAAUUAUUUGAUGAAAAAAAAUGGAAUAUCUCAUUACGCCUUUGUUUUGCAAUUUUCGCGCACGAGACUCGUGCAAGCAGAGAUUUUAAAGUGCAGAAACAAGUGUGCACUACGUUAUUGAUUUUAAUAACUUGUUUUGCAUUUGACCAAUUCAGAAUUUUCUUUAACAAAUUUAUUUAUCGACAACCCUCAAUUCCCUUGACACGUUGACUGUCACUCGUGCGAAUUGGUAUUCUCCAAUGUUCUUAACACCUGUAUUAAAGAAUUAGAUCAAAGUUUGAAAUACUAGUUGCUUACGUAUGAGAAAUAGAAAUUCAGAACGAUUCCUCCCUAAGGUAUCCCAGAGGAGGUGGUAAUAAAAAUUUCAAUAAAAAAUAGUAACGAAACUGUCAA